Pyrus x bretschneideri (Chinese white pear) is the source of this 1070-nucleotide messenger RNA. RefSeq lists its product as uncharacterized. NCBI's taxonomy places the organism in Eukaryota, Viridiplantae, Streptophyta, Magnoliopsida, Rosales, Rosaceae. The transcript is spliced from 5 exons. The coding region runs from base 124 to 471 and encodes 115 amino acids. The record is from RefSeq and is a predicted model, not a curated record.
ACACUGGGGACUUGGAGAGUGCGAGAUGAAGCGGCUUUGUGCAUUGCGGUGCGGUGGAGCACUGAAAUUCUCAGAGCUUGAACCGGAGUCAGAUCGAGCGCGAAAUCACAGAGAUUCAAAGCAAUGGAGAAGAAGCAAAGCAGACCAAUGAAGCUGUUAAACGCGAUUGUAUCAGAGCCAUACUAUCUGCUCCAUUUCUUAACUUUCUUCUCCUACCUCGUCCUCCGCACCUCCGCCGCCCAUGUCCUCUCCGCCCACAUCACCGAUCACCUCCUCCACCGAGAAAUUCGAGCGGCUUUGACAUUCGGCCUCUUGACUGCAAUCAAGAUUUUUCUUAUCGGUCUCACUUUAAUUCUGGACCGCCACUUGACUCUCUGGUACGUUGUGGCGUUUACAGUGAUACAUAUUUUCACACAACAACCCGCCUUUCAAAAAUUAGAUGAAGACAUGUCUUCUCAAGACAACAUAUGACACUCAUCAUUCUUAUCCCCUAAUGGUCCUCUUACAGUUGGGGACUCUGUGAUGAAGAAUGACAUAACUGCUACAGUGGUAGCUAGGAAUCUCCUCACUCCCAAGGAUAACAUGAUACUUUCCUAACGGUCUGAUGAGUUGGCUGUUCAAGACUCUCUGACUUUUAGUGUUCAGUGUGUGGGCUCUGUAUCCAAUGUGGGCCAACACCUACUUUCUCGAACUCGCUAAGUUGAAUCAUUGAUGGCUGAGGUGGCAAGUCUUAGACAAGAGAUUAGAUGGCUUAAGCAUGAAAAUAGAGAGUUGCACAUGUUUGCAAAUAAUUACUCAACGAGCAUGGAAAGAAAACUUGACCAACUGCAGGAAUCCAAAAGUCGGAUUCAAAAUGAUCAUCAUAUGUUUAUGGCUUUAUUCCAAAGGCGCUUAUUGCCUUUGCCAUCUGGAGUUUUACCAAGUAUUGAAACUCCGAAUAAUCAACCUCUAGUACCUCUUCUUUCUCGAGUUCUGACGAGUACUGAGGCUUCACAUGACUAACCUUUGUAAAGGUUCCCUCCUGUUUGUUUGUUUUAACUCAUGUGUAUGCAUAUUUCUUUUGUUGACGG